CAAUAUGGCGUUGUGACCAAAACAAAGACGACGCCUAUUUUUGGAGUAAGUCACAAGACAAUUAAAUAGGCUUUGCUACUCAUUCGCUAUUCCAUACGUUGCAUCCUACUGACCUACAUACCUCGCAUGGUCACGAGUUUUUGGGAAAAUAGCAUGAUCAGCUGUUGAUGUGUUGAGCUUUCUCCAUUGGCCCUUCAUUCUUUCGAUCCACACAGACUUUUCAACACCAGAUACUGGUAAACAGGACCACUGCAGCCAGCUUGGUAAUUGCCAGCUGCGACCAUGUUUGUCAGCCUCUACCCCGUGUACACAAAGCAAUAUUUCGAUGACCCUUGCCUUCCGUUCAACGCCACUAACGUAACGAAAUGCGAGGAUGGGGUGCAGUGGGUCUGGAAGGUCAUUGGUGACUGUGUGGUCACCCCCAGGGAACAGGCGUCUGCUUAUCUUGGCCUGAUCUCAAUGCUCACUUGGAUGAUGGUGGGAAUUCCACAAAUCAUCAAAAACGCUCGCAACUUGGAGGGCCUCGCUGGAGUUUCCUUCUUCCUGCUGUUCCAGUGGACAGGCGGUGAUACCACCAAUCUGAUUGGCUCAAUUCUCACCAAUCAGUUGAAGUUUCAGGUCUAUCUAGCUGUUUACUUUGUUUUGUCCGAUGUAGUUCUGCUCAUGCAGUACCUAAUGUUUUACGUACGCAAGCGCCGGAGACAGGAGAGAGAGCGGCGAGAGCAGCUGAGUAUCCAAGGCCCCCAGCUGAUCCUGUGCUUCAUGGGCCUGUUUGCCCUGUCCCACACCGUCCUCUCCCUGGCAUGGACUUCUCCCGACGCUGCUCUGUCUCACCGCGCCACCUCUGGCCGCUUGUCCAGGUCUUUGUUGUCAAUCGAACCGGACUCGCAAGAUGUUUUGGUCUUUUCGCCUGAAGACAACAUGGAGGAGAUCAGUCGAGGUGUUCUGGGGCAAGAUGGGAAUGUACUGUCUCGCCAGGUGCCGGUAGAUGCGAUGGCCGCCGUGCACAAGGGCAAGAACUGUUCUCUCGGCACGGGAUCUGCCAACUUUUGGCAUGAUACAACAGACAUCAUUGGCUAUGUGAUCGGCGUCAUCUCCUCCAUUUUUUAUCUUGGUUCCAGAACAGCCCAGAUUAUAAAAAACGUCCAGAAGCAGUCGACAGAAGGCCUGGCGGUGUUCACCUUUGCCCUGGCUGUGCUGGGAAACCUGACGUACGGCGGUCAGAUCCUGGUGCGUGACCUCAGCCUGGAGUUCAUCCUGGAGCACUUUCCCUGGCUGGUGGGCAGUCUGGGGGUCAUCGGGCUCGACGUCACCCUCCUCGCCCAGUUCCGAUACUACAGCAGCCGUAACCGCAACAAUGACGAGAUGAGGAAAGCCCUGCUCACCAAAGACUACAUCAUCAAGGCAGACGAGGUGGCGCCCGUGGAAGUACCGCCGGUCGAAGUGCCGCAGCCAACCGAUUUACGAUUUAGCGGAGACAUACUGUGAAGGAAUAGUGUGUGACACACUGUGUAGAAUGAGUGUAUGCUGGGUACUCUGAGCAGAGCCCAAAUUGCGACCUCAGUGCUUUCUUGUCAUAUCUCCAUUUUUUUAAACAGUGAAAACAGUUCUUAACAAAGAGUGAGCUGAAGAAGAAGUCACAUUUUCACUUUUUUUUCAAAUGGAGAUAGGACAAGAAAGCACUGGGGUCGCGAAAUCGUGACCUUCUAAGGACAGAACUGUUGAGUUCAUUUUAAGCAAGCUUUACGUUGUGUGGAUCUAGCGAUGUAGAAAAGUGGGAUCUGGUCUUGAAUCAGCUCUUGCUUUAAGAGAGUUUUUAUUAUAUAUAUAUAGAUAAGUUUAUUUUAACGAGACUCCACUAUACUAUGUCCUCUCUGAGUAGAGUAAAUCUAGACUUCAACUUGUGAAGUGCUGAACAUAAUCUCCUGCAGGACUGAAUGUAUAUCUUCAUCAUAAAAUGUUUAUUUCAUCAAAAUCCGUUACUUUUUGAAGAAGGCGAGUGAGAAUAAUACCAAUCCAUGCGGCCUCGUUAAACUCCUCAGCUUACUGGAUUUUCAUUUUUCAUUUUUUCAAAAUUUUUACCGAUAACAAUGGUGAAUGACAGCAGUGGUAUAUAUCGGUUAGUUUCUGGU
Molecule: messenger RNA, 2132 nt
Organism: Aplysia californica (California sea hare)
Lineage: Eukaryota; Metazoa; Mollusca; Gastropoda; Aplysiida; Aplysiidae
Product: seven transmembrane protein 1
Exons: 10
Coding region: 283-1488 (401 amino acids)
Source: RefSeq, a predicted model, not a curated record